AUGGCGUCCUUCACCUCGAUCGUCGAGACUCUCAUGACGCCGUCCCUCCCCGUCAUCCUGUUCGGCAUCCUCCUCGUCCUCGGCGCGCCGAUCCUCCUGCACGUCCUCCUCUCCUCGUCGGCGACCUACACGACGCCCCCGCUCGUCCUCCUCCUCGGGCCUCCGCAGGCGGGAAAGACGGCGCUGCUGACGCUCCUCGAGCGCGGUACCGUGCCGGCCAAGACGCACACGUCCCAGACGACGCAGUCGGUCGAGCUCAACGCCUCCCUCGACUCGGCCUCGAGCCGGUCGUUCCGCAACCACGAGGACGCGUCGGGGACGCAUACCAAGUUCCUCCUCGUCGACACCCCCGGCCACGGCAAGCUGCGCAACGUCGCCGCGGCGAAGCUCGGCCGGGCCGAGAAGCUCAAGGCCGUCGUCUUCGUCGUCGACGCCGCCGCCCUCGGCGAGCCGGAGACGCUGGCGGCGACGGCCUCGUACCUCUACGACGUGCUGCUGCACCUCCAGAGGCGGGCCGGCGCCAAGGCCAAGGGGAAGGAGCAGGCGGCGAUGCCGGUGCUCGUGGCCGCCAACAAGAUGGAUCUCUUCACGGCCCUGCCGGCGACCAUGGUCAAGUCGCAGCUGGAGACGGAGCUCGGCCGGAUCCGCGUCUCCCGGAGCAAGGGCCUGCUCGACUCGGGCGUCGGCAUCGACGAGAUCGGCUCGGAGGAGCAGGAUGCUUGGCUCGGCGAGUACGGGUCGGACAAGUUUUCCUUUGAACAGAUGCGCGAGUUUGACAUGGACGUCGACGUCUUGGGGGGCAGCGUCACGGCGCCCGAGGCCGACGUCGACAAAUGGUGGUGGUGGAUGGCCCAGAGGGUGUGA
Molecule: messenger RNA, 864 nt
Organism: Drechmeria coniospora
Lineage: Eukaryota; Fungi; Ascomycota; Sordariomycetes; Hypocreales; Ophiocordycipitaceae
Product: Signal recognition particle receptor, beta subunit
Exons: 1
Coding region: 1-864 (287 amino acids)
Source: RefSeq, a predicted model, not a curated record